AUGGGGUUCCUACUUUUUUAUUCGCUUGUAUGUUGGCUGCUGGUGGGAAGCGUCGUCUCCAUCUACGACGACAAUUUUGCGUUCGCGUUUAAGGAGGUGAAUAGGGUAAACACAAUUAAAAAUGACGUCCUCAAAUUUGAAAUAGAGUUCGUUUUGUCCUUCAACACAAAAAAAACUUCAAAAGAAUUUUUCCUAACGGCGUUGAUCCCCGCCAAAAACCUGCAAGUGCUGGCCUUCCAAAGAGAAGACGACAAGGCGGUGCAGGAAAAUGUAGACAUCCGCCUGAACAAGGACACUGCGGGAGAAAAAGACCCAUGUGAUUAUUUAAUCACAUCUAAGAUGUACCUUCUGAAGCUCUCCACGGAGGAGCUUAAAAAAUUCAAAAUUUAUCGCUACCCAUUUUCGAACAAAGAGAAGCCACCACCUGUCCCUUCCCCAUAUGAAUACUCAGAGCAGUCGCUAAAAAACUUCUUCCCCAGCGAAGCAACCAUCUACCCCUCAAACUACUUUUUAAAAAUCUCUGUGGAGGUCGCCAAGGGCGGGUUCAGCUCGGACGGCAUUUGGAUUUUUGCCCUAGCCGAAAAGAACAACUCUAGCACGGGGAACCAAGAGUGCACAAUUUACUCCAAUGAGUUGGCGAAUGUCUUUCUCCCGAUGGUCACCCACAACGACCUCUUCCUAUUGUACUGUAACAGUGCCACCAACGCGGAGCUGCUCAACGUAGUUCGCGACCUGAGAACACCUGUUGACGUGAAAAUAUUUUCCACCAAAACGUUUUAUGGAGCCCAGGGGGUGCAGUACACGGUUCAAAUGAGCCUAGACAAAAUUGUUCCUGCGUUGAAGCUGGACCAAGUGGUGAUCCACCUGAAGAUGCCCCCAGACCUCUGCUACGCCAACUCCUGCUUCAGUGCAAACAAGGAGGACCCGUGCCGGAACGUAAAGGCCGGCCCCUUCGAGCAAUGCGCGUACACGUUUAGGAACUACGAGUUUGUGUUGAAGUCCAGCUCGGGCGAGGAGGUGAAGGACCAAGUGGAAGUGCUGCUGGAAAACGUCAACCACCCCCUCAUCAACCUCGAGAGCGACAAAGACUGGACCAUAAACCUCUUCACAGUAGACCACUCCAACUUUGUGAUCAGGCAGGAACACAAAGAAAUGCUGGAGAAGGUCUCCAACGACCUGUGCUCUAGGAAGUUCAUUAAAAAUUUUGUGAACGUUCAUGCGGACAGCAUCACGUGGAUGAACUCCCACCUAGCGGUGGUACCCACGCCUAAGUUGACGCCCCUCGUGGUGGAGCCAACUGAUCAGCACGGCCUGCUGGAGAACCCCCUGCUAGUUCAACUCAAGCUGCGCUUCCCGGAGACGUACCUCUUCAACAAGUGCAUAGUGGAGCUCAAAACCAUUCACACUUUCGCGUCAGUCACAAGCAAGAGCGAACAUCGACUGGACCACCAUAACAUGAAGCUCAUGUUACCCAACUCAGCAUUCAAGCCAAUUCAAAAUGAUCAACACCGUUUGCAUGUUCAAAAGACAUCCAUUCGAAAUAAUGACUUGGUAAAGUUCGCCCUCAACGUUACCAAGCACAACAGCAAAGACUACUGGAAGAUCAGUAUUAGCUGCCUAAAUGAUGAAAACAAAUACAUAAAGGAAGCACAAGCCCUGUUUACAUACCCAAUAGAAAAUAAAAAAAUGUUCCUAAGUGACCUUUACUUUGGAGAGAAGCUACCCAACAACACGUAUCUGUUCUACCUGAAUGUGUUCCUGUUCGAUGAGAAGGAAGUAGAAAUUAAAUUGUCCCUCCAAAAUAAUUCCACCCCUUUGGUGGCACCUCCUCUCCCUAGUGCAAAGGACACAAAGGAGAAAAUACACCUACCUGACACGUGUGAUGCACAUGUCCAUACCUCCUGCUACGAUUUAGUAUAUCACGAAUGCUCGAAACAGCAGCAGAGUGUAUUAUACAAAAUUAACUCAUACAGAUCUACGAACAAACACUUCACUCUUUUAUUCCCACUUGUCAUUCCAGAAGGAGAGAAAGAAUUUACCUUACAAAUGAAUGUUGAAACGAAGAAGCAUGCGAAACGUGUACAGAAGGAUCUAUAUGUAGACAUAGACCAUAUAAUAAAACAUAACGCCAAAGCACCUUGUGUAAAUAACCUGAUCAUAACAUUGCGCAAGUAUCAUUUGUAUGAGUCUCACUUAUUUCUUCUCUUCAGAGCAGUGAAUUGCUACCGAGUGUAUGAGCCCUUCCUCAUUAAUCAGCAUAACAGGGAAGGCUUCCAUGCAAAGACGGCUUCAUCACAGAAUGGAGAUAAAUUCACGUUCCAAAAAACGUACAGACAAACAUUCCCUGUGAACUACGAAUCAGUCUCGCAGAACAUUUUCGAUCAUCACCUUAUUAGUGUCAUCACCAUUAUCUUAAUUGAUGAUGCAUUUUUUUUAAAUUCACACAUGCGAAGUGGAAAAACGGACAUUGUUGAAUUUUUAAAAAAAAAAAUACUCCCUCUUCCAUACAAUAAAUAUUACCUAGUUAAUUACUCCAACCAAAAUGUACUCAUCAGUAUGUACACAUAUGUCGAUGCUGAAAAUGUCAAAAUUGACAUUGUCCAAAAAUCUUCAGACGUUCCACAUGUUGUAGCAGCGCUCGAUAAAGUCAUCUCCUUUGCUGAAUAUAUAAAGGGCAAGGAGAGAAACUACAUGCACAGCGAGUAUAGCAUUUUAUUAUUAACUGACACGGAAGGAAUGGAUACCGUCAGAGCAGCUACAAGUCAAUAUGUUAAAAACGAAAAUGAUGUUGAGAAAAAGUUUUCGAGGAUUUAUGUCCUAUCCUUUGACAAGGGGGAAAACUUCUGCAACAAUGAUACGUUUAAUGAGUCCAUUCAGAAUGUACAAGAUAUGUACACAUACAAUAGAAAAAAAACAGACCAACUUUUUUUCACCUCAUUUCACACUUACACGGUUGAUGAGGAACUCAUGGUACACUACGCCAAGGCCACGAUCCAAGAUUAUCUCCUCCUCCACACACAGAUUUAUAAAACGGCGUGGUACUUAAUAGGCAUAUGCAGAUACAACGUCGUGAAGAACAGCCCCCCUACUCGAAAACUGAACCUGUUCUACGUUGACAAGAAUGUUAAAACUGUCACGUAUUCCAUUUCGGCUGAUGAGGCCAAGAGCGUGCUCGACAACUCCUCCGCCGAUUCCUACCAGGACAUGUGCAACAUUUUCACGCAGCUGCAGUUGCUGGGGCAUAGGUAG
Messenger RNA from Plasmodium fragile, 3249 nucleotides. RefSeq lists its product as uncharacterized. The record is from RefSeq and is a predicted model, not a curated record. The transcript is spliced from 10 exons. NCBI's taxonomy places the organism in Eukaryota, Apicomplexa, Aconoidasida, Haemosporida, Plasmodiidae. The coding region runs from base 1 to 3249 and encodes 1082 amino acids.